AUGGAUCCAAUUGUCGAUUCGAUAUUAUCAGGAACGGCAAAGAAGUCACCGAAGCUUUACGAGGUUUUGGGUUGCACCAAGGACGCCUCCGGUGAGCAAAUUGUGGCCGAGUAUCGAGCAAGGGUUCGAAAUUUACACCCAGACAAGACAGGAUUUGAGAAUGAAGAAUUUGUAAAAACGAAAUUAGCAUACGAGACAUUGAGCGAUCCGGGGACGAGAAAAAUCUACGAUUUGUGGCUUGAUUCCCCACUACCGAUCACUUUCAAUGAGUUCUCCGCGAAUCAAGAAGCAAUAAGACAAUCGAUGCACUGGGCCAUGGCUCCGAAGACACCAAUGGUUGAGGGGAUUCAAGAGAAUCCGUCCACUGCGCCACCAAUGACAAAAUGGAAAGAUCAAGAUCGAUACGAGUCGGAGUCGGUGCGCAAAUUUCGGGACUAUGCUGUG
Messenger RNA from Mesorhabditis belari, 444 nucleotides. The record is from the annotation of a GenBank genome assembly. NCBI's taxonomy places the organism in Eukaryota, Metazoa, Nematoda, Chromadorea, Rhabditida, Rhabditidae.